AGGUGGUUCAGCCUUAAGUACUCCAUUUCAACCCACAGUUAUUAACUGCUCAACUAAUAGAAUACCAAGAUUUUGCCCUGUGAACUUUGUACUUUGUGAAAUGUGAACAUUGAUGUAACAUGUCUGGCAAUCUCCACUACAAUAAGAAACAGACAACUGAUUACCCUUUAAAUAGUAGCAAUAGCUUGAAAUUGCUAUUACAAGCCAAAGCCACAACUGUGCUCCAGAACUUAAACGAUGAGCAUCCUGUUCCUGACCUCCUUUGUGCCAAUUUUUAUCUUGAUUGGUACUAUUAUUUACUGGUUGAGGGCCAAGCCAAAACCUAUCAAAUCAUUAUGUGAUCUUUCCAACCAAUCUGUGCAAAUCAAGAACAGUGGAGGUGCCAGGAGAAAUGCAGUGUUGAAAAAUGAUGAAGUGAUAUCUUAUUUUUACGAUGAUGUCAGAACAAUCUAUGAAGCUUUCCAAAGAGGUUUACAUGUAUCAGGUGAUGGACCUUGUCUGGGUUACCGCAAGCCUAACCAGCCUUAUCAGUGGCUCUCUUACAAGCAGGUGUCCGAUAGAGCGGAGUAUCUUGGAUCAGGUCUCUUACAUCGUGGAUGCAAUCCAUGCCCAGAGCAGUACAUUGGGGUAUUUGCUCAGAAUAGACCUGAGUGGAUAAUUUCUGAGUUGGCUUGCUAUACCUACUCUAUGUCAGUGAUACCACUGUAUGACACUCUUGGACCUGAUGCUAUUGUAUACAUCAUUAAUAAAGCUGAAAUUUCGACUGUGAUCUGUGACAAGAUGAAUAAAGCGAUCGUUUUGUUGGAAAAUUGUGAAGCGAAGCACACACCUUUGUUAACAACUAUUAUUCUGAUGGAUCCAUUUGACGACACUUUAAAGGAACGUGGGACCAACUGUAAGGUUGAAGUCCUCACUCUGAAAGAAGUUGAGGAUCUUGGAAGGGAAAAUCUUAGAAAACCUAUUCCACCAAAACCUGAUGAUCUGAGUGUUGUGUGCUUUACAAGUGGAACAACAGGUGACCCUAAGGGAGCUAUGUUGACUCAUGGAAACGUUGUGGCUAAUUCAGCAGCAUUCUUUGCAAUGAUGGGGUCCACCUUUAUCACCAACAGUGAUGACAUUUCGAUCUCCUAUCUUCCCCUGGCACACAUGUUUGAAAGAGUGGUGCAGACAGCACUGUACUGUACUGGUUCCAGAGUGGGAUUCUUUCAAGGUGACAUUCGACUAUUGCUAGAUGAUAUGAAGACCCUUCAGCCUACAGUUUUUCCUGUGGUGCCUAGACUUCUGACCCGAGUCUACGAUAAGGUGCAAACUGAGUUUCAAUCGCCCUUUAAGAGAUGGCUGUUAAAUAUUGCUGUUAGCUGCAAACAAGCUGAAUUAUCCAGAGGAAUUAUUAGAAAUGACAGUUUCUGGGACAAGCUGAUUUUCAACAAAAUUCAGGCUACCAUGGGAGGACGUAUCCGUAUGAUGGUAACAGGAGCGGCUCCAAUUUCCUCUACUGUUCUAACAUUUCUUCGAGCAACAUUGGGCUGUCCAAUUUUUGAAGCAUAUGGACAAACUGAAUGCACUGCUGGAUGUACCUUCUCAAUGGCUGGAGAUUCUGCUGCUGGCCAUGUUGGUCCACCACUUCCUUGCAACAUUGUGAAAUUAGUUGAUGUUGAAGACAUGAAUUACUUUGCUGCUAAAGGGGAAGGAGAGGUCUGCCUCAAAGGCACAAAUGUAUUCAAAGGUUACCUGAAAGACCCAGAAAAAACGACUGAAGCUCUAGAUGCUGAUGGAUGGCUCCAUACAGGGGACAUCGGAAAGUGGCUGCCAAAUGGAACUUUGAAAAUAAUUGACAGGAAGAAGAAUAUAUUUAAACUGGCACAGGGUGAAUAUAUUGCACCAGAAAAAAUAGAGAAUGUAUAUAUUCAGUGUGGUCUUGUGGCCCAAGUUUUUGUCGCUGGAGAUAGCUUACAGUCAUAUUUGGUGGGCAUUGUGGUGCCUGACCCAGAGGUGCUUCCUGAAUUUGCUGCAAGUAAAGGAUUCAAAGGCUCUUAUGAAGAGCUAUGCCAGAUUCCGGAAAUAAAGAAGGCUAUUUUAGAUGACAUGGUUAAGCUGGGAAAAAAAGCUGGAUUAAAAUCAUUUGAACAGGUAAAGGACUUGUAUCUGCACACACAGAUGUUCACUAUUGAAAAUGGACUCUUAACACCAACACUGAAGGCCAAAAGAUCGGAACUAAGCAAAUUUUUCAAAAAACAGAUUGACUGUCUCUAUGGAAAUACACAAGCAUAGAUUCCCUCCAGUACAUUGACAAUGAUGGUUUCAUAUCCUGGACAUGUAAUAUUGAAAGGAAUAUGUAAGAUGUAAACAAUGUUGAAUAAAAUUUUUUCC
Molecule: messenger RNA, 2370 nt
Organism: Pristis pectinata (smalltooth sawfish)
Lineage: Eukaryota; Metazoa; Chordata; Chondrichthyes; Rhinopristiformes; Pristidae
Gene: acsl5
Product: acyl-CoA synthetase long chain family member 5
Exons: 22
Coding region: 238-2271 (677 amino acids)
Biological process (GO): long-chain fatty acid metabolic process
Cellular component (GO): mitochondrion; endoplasmic reticulum; membrane
Molecular function (GO): arachidonate-CoA ligase activity
Source: RefSeq, a predicted model, not a curated record